AUUAAACGGCUGGAUAUAUUUUACUCUUUCCAGAUUUAGCCUUCUUGUCCCCUUCAGCUACGAAAUUGGAGCAGAGGAGUGGCGGAGGACGAAGUCGACGGCGACAAUGGUUAACGAAACGGUGCGGUGGUGUGCUUUGUUGUAGUCGUCUCCGAUCAUCAUCGAGAAUGCGCAAUCUGGCUGCACCUCAUUCCUUGGGGGUUUUCAUCUUUCGCCCCAAUAAGCCUCCUUUUCUCACUCUCCCCUCACUCUCUCGAAGAUCUCUCCCUUCCAUCCAGUGCGGUGCAGUUCAAUUCCGCCCCUGCAUCGAUAUCCACAAAGGGAAAGUGAAGCAAAUUGUAGGGUCCACCCUUCAAGACUUGAAAGGCUCCGAUCCCGUCACCAAUUUUGAGUCUGAUAAGUCAGCUGCUGAAUACGCCACGCUUUACAAGCAAGAUGGACUCACUGGUGGUCACGUCAUCAUGCUUGGUGCGGAUCCUUUGAGCAAAGCUGCUGCCCUUCAAGCAUUGCACGCUUAUCCCGGCGGUCUGCAAGUCGGAGGGGGAAUAAAUUCUGACAAUUGUUUGAGUUACAUUGAGGAAGGAGCAAGCCAUGUCAUUGUCACUUCUUAUGUAUUCAAUAAUGGACAAAUGGAUAUUGGAAGGCUAAAAGAUCUUGUUCAAAUUGUUGGAAAAGAGAGACUUGUGUUGGAUCUCAGUUGCAGAAAAAAGGAUGGUAAAUAUGCAAUUGUCACUGAUAGAUGGCAGAAGUUCAGUGAUGUGUUUGUUGAUCCUGAUGUAAUGGAAUUUCUUGCCAACUUUGCUGAUGAGUUUCUGGUUCAUGGUGUUGAUGUUGAAGGGAAGAAGUUGGGAAUUGAUGAAGAGCUUGUGGCUUUGCUUGGCAAAUAUUCAACGAUUCCUGUUACUUAUGCUGGUGGUGUGACUGAAAUGGCUGAUCUAGAGAGGAUAAGAACGGCUGGAAUGGAGAGUGUGAAUGUUACUAUGGGCAGUGCCUUGGAUAUUUUUGGGGGAAACCUGGCUUACGAAGAUGUUGUAGCUUGGCAUGCCCAGCAAAAUGCCUUUGUAGUUUAAUUAGUAUGUUUUCUUUAGUUGGGGGGACUGGUAAGCAAAGAUUUGUUUUUAGUGUUUCUCUAGGUAUGUAACCAUGUAUCAAGUGAUUUUUCUAUCAUUUUUUUCUUAUAAUUCUAGCAUUUACCCUCAUCGUUAACUUUUGUGAUUCUGACAAGAUUAUUAUCUACCACUAGUAACCCAAAAGCAACCCUUUUAAUGGUCUUAUUUUAAAAGCAAUCGUCUUGUUUA
This is a messenger RNA of Glycine soja, 1298 nucleotides long. RefSeq names its product 1-(5-phosphoribosyl)-5-[(5-phosphoribosylamino)methylideneamino] imidazole-4-carboxamide isomerase, chloroplastic-like. Gene Ontology annotation, cellular component: cytoplasm. Gene Ontology annotation, biological process: L-tryptophan biosynthetic process; L-histidine biosynthetic process. Gene Ontology annotation, molecular function: 1-(5-phosphoribosyl)-5-[(5-phosphoribosylamino)methylideneamino]imidazole-4-carboxamide isomerase activity. The transcript has 6 exons. Bases 168 to 1070 code for a protein of 300 amino acids. The record is from RefSeq and is a predicted model, not a curated record. Lineage: Eukaryota; Viridiplantae; Streptophyta; Magnoliopsida; Fabales; Fabaceae.